This is a messenger RNA of Gracilinanus agilis (Agile Gracile Mouse Opossum), 3519 nucleotides long. It is a transcript of the gene THAP3, whose product is annotated as THAP domain containing 3. The record is from RefSeq and is a predicted model, not a curated record. NCBI's taxonomy places the organism in Eukaryota, Metazoa, Chordata, Mammalia, Didelphimorphia, Didelphidae. Bases 1 to 888 code for a protein of 295 amino acids. The transcript is spliced from 5 exons.
AUGAGGUGCAGCAAAGACGGAACCACUGGAUCCCACAUCUUGGAAGUGCGCAUGCGCCAGUUGCCUCUGCGGGUGCAGACCGUAGCGGGAGCAAAACUCUCGCGUGAUGGGUUGGCGCAGGCUGCGGGUUCAACAGAACAUAAACCUACAGAGAGCACCGGGCUUUCCCUUCAGAAGCUCUCCUGCCUUCUGAGGCUUGGCCCUUUCCGAACGUCCAUUUCUCCCCCACUUAGGUUUCCGUUCAGCCGGCCAGAGCUGCUAAAGGAAUGGGUGCUGAACAUUGGCCGAGGCAACUUCAAGCCCAAGCAGCACACGGUCAUCUGCUCGGACCACUUCAAGCCCGACUGCUUCAGUGCCUUUGGCAACCGGAAGAACCUGAAGCAGAACGCCGUGCCCACAGUGUUUGCUUUCCAGGAUACAGCACAGCUGGUUAGGGAGAACACGGACCCUGCUGCAGAGAGGAGCGAUGCCCAGGCGCAGCAGCCGGGGAAGGACUUCUCUAGUGCAGGGGCUCGAGAAUACACCCCAGGAAGAAAGAUGGAAAUUCCACUUGACAAGCACCAGUUAUCCCCAGAUGCUGAGGCUUCUGAAAAAGAGGUCUCCUCCUACAAGACAGAAGAAGCUGAGUCCCGCCUCCUGCCCAUCAGUCCCACAGAGCAGAAAGGUUCCCUUUCCCUUCCAGAAUCUGACCACAGCUAUGCUCUCCUGGACUUGGAUGCUUUAAAAAAAAAACUUGUGCUCACCCUGAAGGAAAAUGAAAGACUUCGCAAGAGGCUAAAGCUGCAGAGGGUGGCAAUGAGAAGGAUGUCCAGCCGCCUUCAGGCUCUCCAAGAGGAAAAGAAGCGACAGAAAGCUCUUCGGAGCGGAGAGGAGCCGCCAGUGGCCUGAGGCAGCAGAGCUCCCUCCUAAGGAAGAGACAGCAGCCCCUGCUCUGUCGCUCCUUCCAGAGCCCUGCUGUGGGUCCCACAUUGCUAGCAUGUUGCUCUCAACACUUUGAAAAGACUGGCACUUGGGAUGUGGCAGAGGAAAGGAGUGUUGGGGCAUAACCUCAGAGGAGGGAAAAAACUCACUCAGUGCCCAGGGAAGGCAGGAGCCUCAAACAGAAAACAGAGAUGAGUAUCAUUUCCAUUCCAGUGUUUGCUUUCUUGGUACUCCGUUUUAUUUUUUAAAAGCUUUACCUUCUGUCGUAGAGUCAAUACUCUGUGGUUCCAAAGGCAGAAGAGUGGUAAGGACUAGGCAAUGGGGGUUUAAGUGAGUUGCUCGGGAUCACAUAGCUAGGAAAUGUCUGUCACAUUUGAACCCAGGACCUCCUCGUCUGUAGGCCAAUCCUCUAGCAAAACCAGUGCCUGUAAGGGUCUGUCUGGGUUGGCUUACCAAGUGCCGUAGAUUGGCCCCAGAUUCAGAGUGGGCUUCCUGUCCCUUCCUAGUCUGAGAGUAUAAACUCUGCCUUCCACAAACACUUUGCAAGUUUCCAUCCUUUGCUAAAAAAAUAGGAAUCAUUAGUUUUGAGUUUCUUUGCUCAGUCCAGGCUAUUGUGGACGCAGAAAAAGACUCCAAGAAACAGUUUCACUUUAUACCUUGUAAAGCAGUGGACAGGGCAGAUACCUUUGAGAAAAAUAUCUUUAUUAAAAAAUGCCACUAUUGUGGAAUAUCCCACUUCAGACUUCAUGUUCCUCUCAUCAGUGUCAUCUCGAACACUGUGACACCCCCUUCCUGCUGUCCAUACAUGCCAUGGUUUGCAUAAGCAUCAGUACCCUGAUGUGCAAUCUAGCCUCAUGUUAGGCAGAAGGAGGCACAAGAUUUGUGCUUGCUGAGCAUACAUGGUACAGUGGAUGGAACAAAUCUCGAAGGAGCCUUCCAUAAAACUGCUGCCCCUUUUCUUAGUUGUGUUUUAAAAAACCAGUCCCGGCUCCAGCUUUCAGAAAGGGUUUAUUAUUGACAAUACAGUGCCUUCUGUACAACCAGCUUCAAACAAAUUGAAGAAAAUUGAUACCCAAAAGAACCAUCUGCAGCAAAGGGGACAACAGGCCACUCUGGGUCAGUCAUUCAGCGAAGUUUAUUGCACAAUUUGUAUUCUUAGCAUCAGGUCUGGGAAACUUUGUAAAAAUGGGCACGAAUGUCACAGAAUUACACAACCUGAACUAUUUUUUAAAAAUUGGAGGGAAGGAUUAUGACUGAUCACUCUGAUCCCAAAGCUCAGGCAUGGAGAGCUUGAUUCCGAUAGCUAUGGGAGGACAGAAGGGUGGGUAUGUGGCUCUCUGGCAUUAGCUGUCGGAGCCACUUCGUAUCAAACUCCUGCUCACGUGAUUGCACACUCAGGAAAAGGGUCACAACCCUCAGAGGAGUUGAGGAACAAGGCCCAGGCCAUGACCAAGACAACAGGCCCCUUUGCUUGUUAGGUUGUUUACUACAGGUAACUUGGAAGACUAUUCAAGUGUAUCCUGGUUCCUGACAUCUUUUGUAUCCACAGAACAGGCAGGUUAAGAAAGGGGCCCUUCGAGAGUAGAAUGAUGCCACUGAGAAUGAAGGGGCCACCCCCUGUCCCUUAGACAGCCUGGCCUUCGGUGGGGAGGCCGUACCAUCCCUAUCGGCCCCAAGGCAGCUUCCCCAGAGGGAGAUGCCCCUGGGCCACCUGCUGGAGGUCUGGGAGGGUCCUGGAAGGAUUCCUACACUGCUCACCUCCUACAAGAAGCCUCCCUCCAUUUGGCACCUCUCCAGAACUUUGGCUGGAUUCCCCCCACCCCCUCCCAGGCCCUUUCUCCCUGCAGCCUGCUCCUCUCCAGACUGUGCAGUGAGUGGUAGCGAUCCUAGUUCUCAGCCAGAUUAGGUGAAAACUUGGGAAAGAUCCAUGGUGUUCCAUGCAUUGUGGGGGGGGAGAGGCAGGUAAUGUUUACAAAGAUGCUGGUCACAUGGGAGGAAGGAAACAAAUGAGAAAGCUGAAUCCCGGGCCUCGGCAGUUUUAGUGGUAAUUGUAAAGACAAAUAAAGCAGUGGAGAGGCAGAGAGAGUUUCCAGAUACAUUGUUCUCAAGUAACAAGCGUUUGGUAAAUUCAGAAUGUCUCCAAAUCUACUUUUCAGUGAAUCACCACAAGACAAGGAUGUUGGUGGGAGGAAGUUCAGACGGGGAGGAUGCCCAGUCUCUUGGUCAUGGGGGCCAAGCCAUGGCUCCACUUGGUUUGCGGGAAGCCCCCAGAACUAAGGGGGAGGGUAUGAUGUUCCAUAGAUGCCUCAUGAAAGAACCAUUUGGGGUGGAUGGGUCACUGUCAGCUCAGAUGCUGGAGGAUAUGACAGAAGGCCUCAGGGCUCUGGGCCCCCUGUGGUCCUUUUCCCAGCAGGGCCACAAUCUGGCCCCCCCGGCUCCUUGAGGAAACAGCCAUCGGUCAGCUCUGCAGUUCUAGGGGAGGGCAGUAUUGCCAAAGUACUACAGUACCUGUGAAAGCUGGCGUGUUCAUGUGCCCCUUCCCAUAAUUGGUAAAUGGCCUUCUACGGGAAUAAUACAAAAUAAAAACAUCUGGAGGUU